Messenger RNA from Saccostrea cuccullata (small rock oyster), 1252 nucleotides. Its product is annotated as aminopeptidase N-like. The transcript has 6 exons. The coding region runs from base 68 to 643 and encodes 191 amino acids. Gene Ontology annotation, biological process: proteolysis; peptide catabolic process. The record is from RefSeq and is a predicted model, not a curated record. Gene Ontology annotation, cellular component: cytoplasm. Lineage: Eukaryota; Metazoa; Mollusca; Bivalvia; Ostreida; Ostreidae. Gene Ontology annotation, molecular function: metalloaminopeptidase activity; zinc ion binding; peptide binding.
ACGACAAACCAUUUUGAAGCUAGCCUGUGAUGUUGGAUAUAAAAAGGCAGUAGCAUACGCCAGGAAAAUGUUUUACCUUUGGAAAGACGAGGGGAUUACCCUGCCCAGUGACUACUCCUCAGUGAUCUAUAUGGUUGGGGUGAGGGAGGGAGGGGUGGAGGAGUGGGACUACGUCUGGAACAAGUCACAGUCCACUAACGUGGCAGUAGAGAGGGAGAUGUUGAUGGAAGCACUAGGACAGUCCCAGAAACCUUGGCUACUCUGGAGGUAUGCCAACUGGAUCUUUGAUUCUUCGAGGAUUAGAAUGCAGGAUGUGCGCCUCGUUAUAAGUUAUCUGUCAAAGCGCCCUCUGGGAAGGAUGAUCACUCUUCACUUACUGAUGACAAAGUGGGACAGAUUAAAUGACCAAUUUGGAUUUGACAAUUUUCUACUGAGAGAGACAAUUGCUGAAGUUACACAGUUUGUUAACUCAGAGUUUGAAUAUAAUCAGUUGGCAACCUUAUUUAAAGAUAAACCUCCCAAGGUGGCAAAAAAGCAAACCCAGACUUCAUUAGCUCUUAUUAGGGCGAACAUUAACUGGAUGAAUGAAAACUAUGACAUCAUCACUGAAUGGUUACGUAAUCAUGUGGUUGGAAUGUUAUGAUAGCUUCUAAUAUAGUUGAUUUACUGUGUUAACUAACUGCUUAAAAAAUGCCAAAUCAUAUGAAGAACAUUUUGCAAUAGUUAUAUGUGACAUCAUAUUUUAUAAAACUGGAUGUCAAAUUUUAUCCUGCGUGCUAAUUUGUAUGUAAAAACAAAAUUAAAAUUUUGAGUUGUACAAGUUUUAAAUUUUGAAAUAGGAAAUCAGUAAAAUGGAAAAAAUACCUUUAUUAAAUUGAAGUGAAGUUUAUGAGAUUGCUCGAUUUGGUUAUGUUGAAGUAUUGUGUAAUGAUGUGUAACUUUACAUAUAAGACAUCAUAUAUUGUACAUAUAAAAGAUGAGAAUUUUGUUUGUGAAUACUUUGUAAAGGGUGUCGUGGUCAUAUUUGUCGUAUAUAACGUUUAAAAUGUAUAUUUUUCAUAACGUAAAUAUUGAUUUUUUCGUUCAUUUUCUUUAAUAUCUAUGUAUUUACGUAACAUAAAAUGUAUUUAUUGUAUAUUAAUAUGUAUUAUGUAUUUAUUUUAUAUAAAAUAUAUGUUUUUCUAUUAUAUAUAAUAUGUUUGAGAGAUAAAUUAAGGAAGAACAGACAAAUAUUAAAAAUAUAAUAUAAUUC